UACUCGACUCGAGUCGAACUGAUCGGAAGGUCCCAAAUUGUUGUUAUUCCUUUAAAUUGAAGAACAAAUUUUAGUGCAAACCACCUCGUUCAAUCCAUAAUCUAAUCUAGCGUACGCCAAUUGAUAAAAUGCAAACUGAAAAGCGCGCCACGACACACUGCUGCUCGUGAAUCGAUUUAUUACCAGCGUUCAGGUAGGAACUCGAAAAAAAUCAAACUUGACCAGCAAUAAUGGACGUGCAACCGGAAUACGUACGGAUGGGCCUAAAUAAGGUAGCUACCGAGCAGGGUUUCACCGAAGGAAAAUAUCGGAUUGAAUUUGAGGCCGGUUCGAGUAAGGGUGACGGAUUUAUGGGAAGCCUUUCCAAAGCGAUCAUUCGAGAGGAUGGUCACCAAGAUUUGGUUUUGCUGGUGAAGUUACUGCCGGAAAGUGAAAUUCGUCGGCAUCAGUCCAUCUUAAUGUUUCACCGGGAGUUUUUGGCAUAUGACGUAUUGAUCCCGGCAUUGGAAAAGUUUCAAGCCGAGAAGAGCAGUUCCAGCGGAAAGAUAAACAACGGUUUCUGGCGGGUACCGAAAUGCUACUACACCAGCUGCAGCGUAGAGAAACUGGAAGCCAUGGUUAUCAUGGAAGAUCUGAGGGAGAACAAUUUUCGCAUGUGGAAUAAAUAUGAACCGGUUGAUUUCGAACACAGUCGUAUGAUACUGGAGCAGUUGGGAAAACUGCAUGCCAUUUCGUUUGCUAUGAAAGAUCAACAACCGGAAAUGUUUGAACAGUUCAAAACAUUUACCGAUCCCAUCAAGACUAUGAUCGGUAUGGAUCCUAAAAAGAUAAUGGAUAACCUUUUUUCCGAAAUGUACGAGCGAGCAAUAUCCACUUUAACUGAAAAGGAUAACGAGGUCAAAGAAAGUAUGGGACAUUUGAAGGGGAUUGUGAUGGAUCACUACCUGAACUGUGUGAACGCGGAAGAUGCCGAACCCUACGCAGUGAUAGCUCAUGGAGAUUGCUGGAUCAAUAAUAUGAUGUUUACCUACGACGAAAAAGGAUCCACCCCAACCGACAUUCGGUUGAUCGAUUGGCAGCUCUGUCGUUACGUAUCUCCAAUUUUGGAUCUAUCGUAUUUUCUCUUUAUUUGCACCGAUGAAAAGCUGCGUUCCGAGCACUACGACGAACUGCUAGACAUCUACUACAGGUCGCUGAGUGAUCACCUUGUCCGACUGGGCGGCGAUGCGGAGCGUCAGUUUUCCAGAGACGCAUUCCAUGCGCAGUGGAAAAAGUACGGCAGAUUUGGUUUACUGAUGGGUUUGAUCGUGCUGCCAAUGAUCUGUACGGCCAGUAACGAUUUGCCGGAUAUGGAUGAGUACUGUGAAAAACUUGAAACGGAAACAGAAUUUGUUCCAUACGAGUACGGAACCGAAGAGAAAGCAUUCGAACUGUACCGGAAGCGAAUGUCCGGACUGAUAAGAGAUACCGUUAGGCUGGGAUAUCUGUAAAUAUUCAACGACACUAUAUCUUGCCCA
Messenger RNA from Malaya genurostris, 1517 nucleotides. RefSeq lists its product as uncharacterized. The transcript is spliced from 2 exons. The record is from RefSeq and is a predicted model, not a curated record. The coding region runs from base 231 to 1490 and encodes 419 amino acids. NCBI's taxonomy places the organism in Eukaryota, Metazoa, Arthropoda, Insecta, Diptera, Culicidae.